GGGGCGCGGGGCGCGGCGUGAGAGGGGGCGGGGCGCGCGUAUCGGCGCCGCGGCCGCGUGACGCGUUUUCAAAUCUUCAACCGCCGCAGCCCACUCGUUUGUGCUUUGCCCCUUCCUUCUCCGCGCCGUGAAGCCGGAUCCGGCCCCGGAAACCCGGCCGGCAGAGGCGGCAUCUCUACUGCGUGGGUGCGGUAGUCCGCGGAGAGGAGCCGUGUUUUCGCGACUGCCGGACGCGACCCCCUCUCUGGACCCAGCAUGUAGGUGCCGGGCGGCUGCCAUGAACUCCGGAGCCAUGAGGAUCCACAGCAAAGGACAUUUCCAGGGUGGAAUUCAAGUCAAAAAUGAAAAAAACAGACCAUCUUUGAAAUCUCUGAAAACUGAUAACAAACCAGAAAAAUCCAAAUAUAAGCCGCUUUGGGGAAAAGUAUUUUAUAUUGACUUACCUUCUGUCACCAUAUCUGAAAAACUGCAAAAGGACAUUAAGGAUCUGGGAGGGCGAGUUGAAGAAUUUCUCAGCAAAGAUAUCAGUUAUCUUAUUUCAAAUAAAAAGGAAGCUAAAUUUGCGCAAACCUUGGGACGAAUUUCUCCUGUACCAAGUCCAGAAUCUGCAUAUACUGCAGAAACUACCUCACCUCAUCCCAGCCAUGAUGGAAGUUCAUUUAAGUCUCCAGAUUCAGUGUGUUUGAGCAGAGGAAAAUUAUUAGUUGAAAAAGCUAUCAAGGACCAUGAUUUUAUUCCUUCAAAUAGUAUAUUAUCAAAUGCCUUAUCAUGGGGAGUAAAAAUUCUUCAUAUUGAUGACAUUAGAUACUACAUUGAACAAAAGAAAAAAGAAUUGUAUCUACUGAAGAAAUCAAGCACUUCUGUAAGAGAUGUGGGGAAAAGAGUAGGUAUUGGCACACAGAAAGCAAGAACAGGUAGACUCAAAAAGCCUUUUGUAAAGGUUGAAGAUAUGGGCCAACUUUAUAGGCCAUUUUAUCUUCAGCUGACCAAUAUGCCUUCUAUAAAUUAUUCUAUUCAGAAGCCCUCCAGUCCAUUUGAUGUAGAUAAGCCAUCUAGCAUCCAAAAGCAAACUCAGGUUAAACUAAGAAUCCAAACGGAUGGCGAUAAAUGUGGUGGAAUCCCAAUUCAACUCCAAUUGAAAGAGAAGAAAAAAAAAGGAUAUUGUGAAUGUUGCUUGCAAAAAUAUGAAGAUCUCGAAACCGUAAAUCAUCUUCUAAGUGAGCAACACAGAAACUUUGCACACAGUAAUCACUACCAAGUUGUUGAUGAUAUCGUAUCUAAGUUAGUUUUUGACUUUGUGGAAUAUGAAAGGGACAUGCCUAAAAAGAAAAGAAUAAAAUACAGUGUUGGAUCCCUUCCUCCUAUUACUGCAAAUGUCCUGGAAAAGUCUGAACCAAAAGAAAAGCUAGAAUUGCAACAUAUUUGUCAGAAAGACUUCAGGGAAAAUAAUGUACAGGUGAUUGAGCAGAGUUUCUUGUAUAAAGAAACCAAGGAACUUGAACACAAGUUUGUGUUUAUUUCAGAAUGCAUCCCCUAUCCUUCAAGUGAAUUGAGAGGACUUGAUGAGAAACCAACUAAUAAAUGCUCCAUGUUAAAUCCAGCUGAGAAGGACAUAAAACAAAAUUUUACACGUCUACCUCCACAUAAAAAUAAACAGGGAUGCAUUCUUGAUGUUUCUGAACAUAAAUUAAUUAUAAAUGAAAAUGACUUAGAAGAACUAAAGGUAGAUCACUGUCCAUGUAGCCUACAGGCAUCUAUACAAGUUGCUAAUUUCAAUAUGGAUAAUAGUGCAUCUCAACCAAAACAAAAGUCAGAUACUCUGCUUUUUCCAGCAAAGGAUCUAAAGGAAAAGGACCAUCAUUCAGUAUUUGGUCAUGAUUCUGGUCUACUAGUAAUAAACAGUUCACAGAAGCACCUAACAAUUCAGGCAAAGACUCCAUCCCGAAGUCCUCCUGAGGAACCCAGUGAAUGUGACAUCAAGAAUAUGGAUAGUUUACCUUCUCAUAAAAUCCACCGGAAAGUGAAGAUAUUAUUAGGAAGAAAUAAAAAAGAAAAUCUGAAACCAAAUGUGGAAGUAGAUAAGAAAAGAACUGAAUUUCUUAUUACACAAGAGGAAAACAGAAUUUGUAGUUCACCAGUACAAUCUCUAUUGGACUUAUUUCAGACUAGUGAAGAGAAGUCAGAAUUUUUGGGUUUCACAAGCUACACCGAAAACAGUGGUAUAUGUGAUGUUUUAGAUAUCUGGGAAGAGGAAAAUUCAAAUAAUCUGUUGUCAGUGUUUUCCUCUUCCCCUUCAACUUCUACAUUUAUUGGCUUUUAGACUUAAAAAAAAAAAAAAAAAACCUUUCAGAAGUGAUA
Messenger RNA from Ceratotherium simum simum (southern white rhinoceros), 2358 nucleotides. NCBI's taxonomy places the organism in Eukaryota, Metazoa, Chordata, Mammalia, Perissodactyla, Rhinocerotidae. The record is from RefSeq and is a predicted model, not a curated record.